AUGCGUUUCAAUAGAGUUUUUCGUCAGCAUUAUUACCUUAGAAGGGUUUUCGAGAAUGGAGUCAAUAGAAGAACAAUGCAACAUAGAAGAAACUUCAACACAUUUAUUAAAUUAAGCAAAUCAGAAGAACUAUUUAUUAUAAAAAAGGCUGAAAAAUAUACGAAUUAUGUAAAAGAAGGAUAUGAAUUUAAAGUAGGUGUUUGGUUAAAUAUAUGCAGUUUAUUAAUUUUAGUUAUGAUAAGUAUAGGAGGUUAUACGAGACUAACUGAAAGUGGAUUAUCAAUAACUCACUGGAAAUUUCAAGGAAUAAAAUAUCCACGAAAUGAUGAAGAAUGGCUAAAAGAAUUUGAAAAAUAUAAAUCAACACCAGAAUAUAAAGAAGUACAUUAUAAUAUAUCAUUGGAUGAAUAUAAGAAAAUCUUUUUUAAUGAAUGGCUACAUAGAAUGUUUGGUCGUGCUAUUGGCUUAUUUUUUGUGAGUGGUUCUGCUUUAUUUUUGUAUAAAAAGUGUUUAAAAAAAAAUAUGCUUAAAAAUUUAAGUGUUCUCUUUGCAUUAGGGACAUUUCAAGGUUUCGUUGGUUGGUGGAUGGUAAAAAGUGGAUUUGAAAAAUUACAAACAGAAAAUAAAACACCAAGGGUAUCUCCUUAUCGAUUAGUUUUUCAUUUGUUCUGUGCGACGGUAAUGUAUAGUUAUCUUUUUCUGAACUCUUUAACAUUAAUUGAAAUAGGAAAAUUAAGAAGACAAUUUUCAAAAAGCCAAAUAACAAAGUGGCCCGAAUUUUUAAGAAAUGAAUUAAUGCAUGAAAUGUAUGAAAAACGAAAUGUUACCAAGAAAAUGAAAUUAGGAUUAUUUGCUUUUGCAUUUUUAGUUCUUUCAAAUAUUUUAUAUGGAGGUUUUGUAGCAGGUAAUGAUGCUGGGUAUGCUUAUAAUACAUGGCCAAAAAUGUUGGAUAAAUAUAUUCCCGAUGAGGUAGCAAACUUUUAUAUGAACAAAAAAAAAAAGUAUGAGCAGUUAUUUGAAAAUACUGGAAUAGUACAGUUCAAUCAUCGAAUGCUUGCAUAUUUCAUUGUUUUAAGUAGUUUCCUAUUACAUUAUUAUUCCAAGCAAAUGGCUUUAAGUAGAAAAACAAAACUUCUCUUUUUCGCAUUACCAUUUAUCACAACAGUUCAAAUGUUAACAGGAAUAAAUCUGUUAGUACAUCACGUUCCUAUUCACAUGGCUUUGGUGCACCAAUUUGGGGGUUUCUGCAUUUUGUCGACUCUUCUUCAUUUAAUUAAGCGCACGUGCAGGUGA
Plasmodium malariae is the source of this 1293-nucleotide messenger RNA. It is a transcript of the gene COX15, whose product is annotated as cytochrome c oxidase assembly protein COX15, putative. The record is from RefSeq and is a predicted model, not a curated record. NCBI's taxonomy places the organism in Eukaryota, Apicomplexa, Aconoidasida, Haemosporida, Plasmodiidae. Gene Ontology annotation, cellular component: mitochondrial inner membrane. The transcript has a single exon. Gene Ontology annotation, molecular function: oxidoreductase activity, acting on NAD(P)H, heme protein as acceptor. Bases 1 to 1293 code for a protein of 430 amino acids. Gene Ontology annotation, biological process: heme A biosynthetic process.